AAAUAUGAACCUCUGGCUGCCUAUGGAAUAAUCAUCUGUUGCAAGGCCCAACCAAAGAUCCCCUCUUUGGGACAUUUCGGAAAUCACCAGUCGUCUCGAUGGCUCGCGGGACACAAUCUAACGUUCCUACGGGCCCGACCAAGCGGAAUACCAAGAGAUUGCGGUGCAAUUUAGACGGAAACGAGGGAGUACGACCGGGUUCUGUGUCAGGUCAACGGAUCGGUCAACUUAAUCGACGAGCGACUGCCAAGGUGCAUGCACAACGUGUAGGGCGAACAGCUGCGGUCGCAACCAACAUGGAACUAGACACCGAGCCGGAACGAUUGGACAAAGUUGAGGAACGCAAUGGCUGUCGAACGGAACCACAGGCGAUCGGAAGUCCUGGUGGUGCGGGGCUUCGUGAACACAAUCAAUUGGAACUGAGCCCAACUGGUGAAGAGCCCCAAAUUGAGGGUAACAUCACUCGACUGCCCUAUUCAGUCAAUCAGUUGUCCGUCUCGGACCAAAGCUCGAGAAGUUCGAAGACUCUCAAUAAGACUUUGUUAAAAGAAGUCCAGGAACUCUUUGGCGUCAAUCCUGUCGAGAUGAACGUUGCAGUUCGUGAUGCACAUGGGCGUGUUCAUGUUCUGUCGUCUGGUUGCCCUCAACCGGACUUUGGCUACACGUACUUGAGCCGUGCUAUGACAUCCACCCAACCGAUGGUCCAUUCGUCUGGUUACCCUCUUGCCGCAGAACCAGCUCAAGGUAGUUUGGCGGCUGUGGAAACCCAGCUGGUUCCAGAAAAGAUCCCAUCUAGCAAGCCUAAAGGACGCCGCCGAUCCAGUUCCAGUACAGACCUACCCAUGGAAGGGGAAUCCCGAAGAAGAAAGCAAGCUCGCCUUGAUACGACUGUUGCUACCAAGACUGUCGAUGCCAAGGCAUCGGUCAUCACGGAUGAGGGCGAAGCUGAAGCUGAGAUGUUCCUUAAUCGAACACGAUCCAACGGGGUUCCAGUCAUGUCCAUCCGGAUUGGUGAUGAAACUGCAGUUAUUGCCUUCUACAGAGAAGGAUUCGAAUGCAUCCAGCAGAUGGCCGUGAAGAUGAUCCUGAAGGAGUGGAUCAAGGCCACGGAACCCAAAAAGCAGACGAACUUCCCCUACAUCUCGACCAAGAAGUUCGGCAAGAAUGGAAAGGUCCCGCCCUGGUGGCCUGAACAGGUUAAGCACAUGGAACCGGAUCACCUGUGCAAAAAAGACAGGAACGAACUGGCUUUGCAUAUCCUCCGCAACAUGCGAGCCGAGGAGAUCCGCCAGCCGAGUUGGGUGGACUGGCUCAAGAAGUCCACGUCGAGCAAAACCUUCACCUUCGAGGGCGACAAAGGCAAUAUGGACAAGGCUGCCCAACGCGAAAAGAUCCUGGGCCAAAUCUACACGCUCGCCGGACGGGAGGAAGAGUACCUGAACGGUGAUAUUGAUGGAGACACUACCGUUCACCUCGACGUCUUGCCUAGCUCCCUGCCUCGAAUCCCGCCUCGAAGGAGGCGGAAGGAGUCUCAACCGAAACCCAAUGAAGAGCCAGUGGAGACUGAGCGUGUCAAAAUCCAGGAAGACACCAUAAGCAACCCGCGAACGCCUUCAGUUGCCAGCGUUGAGCAGGAGGGCCGCCAUCGGUCGCCAUCUCCCCCCCCUCAACAGCCUGAUACUGGUUUCUUCGUCAACCAGGACGAAAAUAUCGCGCCUAUCACGCAGUUCCCGGCUGAAUCCAUGCCUUGGGCCGGUGAAGGGUUCGAGGCGGACUCAAAGUACGAACCUGACUCGAUCACGGAGCCGCUUACUGCAACCUCAUCUUUCAUGUCUUUCGUCGAGCCACCGACGUGGACAUACACUAGCCCAGCGCCCACUUCAAUGCAGGGUCUGUACUAUGCGCCGCCGACUGCCACUGCCGAGACCAUCGGGAUGGAGGAUUCAGCGGCGGCCAACCCUAUGGCUCCCGAAAUGUGCUACGCGAACUCCAACGCGGAAGCCCCAGGCUUCGUGUUUUCACAACCGACUGGUUGGGAGUACGGCAACUACGUUAGUUGCGGCGGUAUUGUUGGUGGUUCGGCUUCCUAUUACUCCUGAGUCUUUGGAAUCCCAUCCACGUCCUGUCUCUACUGGUUGACUACACUCGCCUCGAUCACCAAAGAGGUUGCUGCCUUUCCACAGGUUCAUUCUUCGCUACGCCACGAUACACGACGCGACGCGACACGACACUCUCCCUCGAGCUGUAUCAUAUCGAAUUUCCUUACGCCACGGCCCAUCACGACUUUCACGACCUCGAACAAUUUGUGUAUUUCUGGUAUAAUACAGCAGUAUGACUUACUUUCCGCGAGCGAUGCAUGCAUUGAGUUUCAGCCGACAUUUUGGUCCCUGAAAGUGCAG
This is a messenger RNA of Eremomyces bilateralis CBS 781.70, 2399 nucleotides long. RefSeq lists its product as uncharacterized. NCBI's taxonomy places the organism in Eukaryota, Fungi, Ascomycota, Dothideomycetes, Eremomycetales, Eremomycetaceae. The transcript has 3 exons. The coding region runs from base 99 to 2099 and encodes 666 amino acids. The record is from RefSeq and is a predicted model, not a curated record.